UGGGCUAUCUUAAAUUAUUUAUAUCAAACUUUUGAGUGAAUUAAAAUCAUUCACAUACAUAGCCUAGAAACCUCUAGUGAUAGUUUAUCAGGGACGACCUGUAGAACACAGCAAAAAUGGCCAGGGGCAUGGGUUUGUGCUGUUGUUUCAUCGUUGUAGUGAUGGCUUUACCAAAGGGUGCAACUGCUGCACAAACAUAUUUGGUUGGAGAUAGCUUCGGCUGGAAAGUUCCUCCAAAUAGCUCCUAUUACACCAUAUGGGCUAGCAAAAGGAUUUUCUAUGUUGGUGACAAACUGACGUUCAACUGGACUGGGUCGCAUACUGUUGGAAUUUCACAUAUACAAGCUGAAUAUGAUAAUUGCACAAGAGACCCUGGAGAAGUACUAAAUAGCUUAGGUCCAGGAGUAAUUGUACCUCUAGGCACAAGUGGUUCUUUCUAUUUCUACUGCACCGUUGAUGACCACUGUGGAAGUGGCCAGAAGUCCGCUAUCAACGCUCUAACUAAUGGCUCUGAACCUCCUAGUCCUAGCUCUGCUUCCUCUUUCACUAUUGGUGCCUUUGUUGCAGCAGUUGUCUCCACUAUAGUGAUAACGGUCUUGAUUUACGACUAAAUAUCACCAAAUUAUAGCAGAUCUAAUUUAUUUGUCUGACUACUCUACCAGUAUAGUAACCUUAUGUAUUAUUCAUGUAAUCCAACAUGUUUUGGUAAUAAAAUUCAUAAUAAAAAUAAUUGAUUAUAUGCA
Molecule: messenger RNA, 743 nt
Organism: Quercus robur (English oak)
Lineage: Eukaryota; Viridiplantae; Streptophyta; Magnoliopsida; Fagales; Fagaceae
Product: umecyanin-like
Exons: 2
Coding region: 117-611 (164 amino acids)
Cellular component (GO): plasma membrane
Molecular function (GO): electron transfer activity
Source: RefSeq, a predicted model, not a curated record